UAAAUAAAUAAACGAGAGAUUCGAUAGAAGAAGGGAGGGUGAGAGAACGCAAACUCAAAAACCCAUUUCUGAUCUUUACCAGAUCAAUCCAACGGCGGAAAGCUCCCAAGCGCGGCGACAAAAUGUUCCGGCAAGCCACACGUGCUAUCGUUCAACGAUUCUCCGCAGCAACGACGAUCAGGGGAGGCCGACAGUUCUCCACUGAGGUGCCGGCCACACCCACUGCCGACUCGGCCUUCGUCGAGGCAUGGAAGAAGGUGAUACCAAACAUCGACCCUCCGAAGACCCCUUCUGCUUUCAUGAUCCCUCGCCCUUCCACUCCCUCUUCGAUCCCUACUAAGCUCACUGUCAACUUUGUCCUCCCUUAUCAAUCUGAGCUUGCUACCAAGGAGGUUGACAUGGUCAUCAUUCCAGCAACAACCGGGCAAAUGGGUGUCUUGCCUGGACAUGUACCUACAAUUGCAGAACUGAAGCCCGGGAUCUUGUCAGUGCAUGAAGCAAACAAUGUGACAAAAUAUUUCAUUAGCAGCGGCUUUGCAUUUAUCCAUGCAAAUUCUGUUGCAGACGUAAUUGCUGUUGAGGCUGUGCCACUUGAUCAGAUUGACCCUAGCCUGGUCCAGAAGGGUCUUGCAGAGUUCACCCAGAAGGUCAGUUCAGCUUCGACUGACCUUGAGAAAGCUGAGGCCCAGAUUGGGCUUGAUGUUCAUAGUGCUCUCAACUCUGCUCUCUCAGGCUAAUAUGGUCUAGCAUCAUAUUGAUUUUUUACGUGUAGUUUUGCUUCUUGUUUUCAUGAAUCUCUGAAUUCUCUCUAUAAUCAGAGAACUGGUUAGAUGUCUUCCUUGUGAUUUCCAUAAAGUUGAAAUAAAUCUUUUGAGGAAGAAGAUUAUAUCUUGUUUGCACCUUUUGUCUGUUUGUCCAUGAGUUACUGACGUUACAGAUUUGAUGUUACAAAGAAAGUAAAAAUAGCCUUUGGGCAAUUUGUUAUGGUUUCA
This is a messenger RNA of Carica papaya (papaya), 992 nucleotides long. RefSeq names its product ATPase, F1 complex, delta/epsilon subunit. The record is from RefSeq and is a predicted model, not a curated record. Gene Ontology annotation, molecular function: proton-transporting ATP synthase activity, rotational mechanism. NCBI's taxonomy places the organism in Eukaryota, Viridiplantae, Streptophyta, Magnoliopsida, Brassicales, Caricaceae. Gene Ontology annotation, biological process: proton motive force-driven ATP synthesis.